UUCGAGCGAGUUGUGAUUGUUGUUUGAAUAGGUACAACUUAUGAAUUUCUAGUAAUUUCUUAGUUAGUUAAUUAAAAAUGUCGAAUUAUACAGAUCUAGUGAGUAAAAUAGGAAAAGAUAGUUCACGGGCUGCAUGUAAAAAGUGCGGUUAUGCGGGACACCUUACGUUUCAGUGUCGAAACUUUAUAAAAGUAGAUCCAAAUAAAGAAAUAGUACUAGAUGUGAGUAGUACUAGUAGUGACAGUGGGCAAGAAUAUGCAACACCGCUACAGACUUUACGAGAAGCAGAACUGCGGCAGAAGUUAGAAGAGAAGUUCAAGAAGGCGAAAGAAAAGAAGAAAAGUAAGAAGAGAAAGAGAUCAAGAUCCUCCAGUACAUCAUCAAGUUCAUCAUCAUCAUCAGAUAGCAGUAGUUCACAUAAAAAGAAGAAAAAGAAAAAGAAAUCCAAAAAGUCAAAGAAGUCACACAAAGAGAAGAAAAAAAGUAAAAAAUAGUUAGCUGAAUGAGACUUGUAAAUCAAAUGUGUUCAAUCAUGAUGAAUUCUAUUACAUUUUUUAAUGAAAUACUA
This is a messenger RNA of Colias croceus (clouded yellow), 568 nucleotides long. RefSeq names its product protein SREK1IP1-like. Gene Ontology annotation, molecular function: zinc ion binding; nucleic acid binding. The coding region runs from base 78 to 494 and encodes 138 amino acids. The record is from RefSeq and is a predicted model, not a curated record. Lineage: Eukaryota; Metazoa; Arthropoda; Insecta; Lepidoptera; Pieridae. The transcript is spliced from 3 exons.